Letharia columbiana is the source of this 3351-nucleotide messenger RNA. RefSeq lists its product as uncharacterized. Gene Ontology annotation, molecular function: protein binding. Bases 1 to 3351 code for a protein of 1116 amino acids. The record is from RefSeq and is a predicted model, not a curated record. The transcript is spliced from 6 exons. Gene Ontology annotation, cellular component: microtubule cytoskeleton; cell tip. Gene Ontology annotation, biological process: establishment or maintenance of actin cytoskeleton polarity. NCBI's taxonomy places the organism in Eukaryota, Fungi, Ascomycota, Lecanoromycetes, Lecanorales, Parmeliaceae.
AUGACACGACCGAACAUUAUCAGAGCUGACACGAUCGAUCUUCAAAAUCAGAGUGCUCCUUCUGCGAAAGAUCAUACACGUCAACCAGCUCGCCCAGGUCCACUAGGUGAAGGGCCGCCAGCUCCUCACCAAGCAGAUGCGCUCAAACACGUUGAGCAAGAAUUGUCGGAACAGCAUGGUCGCAGCCCUCGAGCUUCCCAAGAUCUUUCGGGUAAGGAGCUGCAACUGCUACAUGAAGACGGUGAUGGAUACGGUAGCACCGAUGGCAUCGGCCAGGACUCAAACAACCUGUUGCGCAACGCAGGAGCAAAUGGAACAGCGGAGGAGGACGUCGGAGACACAGACGGAGACGAGGGCAUGGACGAUGAUUUAAUGGACAAAAUCUCCAGCUCUCCGUCAAUUGGCGACGAUGGUGGGUAUCAUUUACCUUUACCGUGGCCCAGCAGGGUCGCUUCCCUUCGUUCGAAUUCUUCUCCCCCAGAGAAUACACCAUCGCCAAAACCCCCAUUGGACGAUUUCUCUUCUUCUCCCUUUUCCGAGACACCUACCCAUUUUCCUCUUUCGUUCCCGCGAAAAGAGCACGAUCAAACCCCGUCCAAGGAUCAUCAUCAGAAAGGUGGGUAUACCAAGGACCGAGAGACGCUUUUUGCCGUGGACAAGCUGGAUGCCGAGAGUCAUGACCGCCUAAGACCUCUAAUCAGCGAACGGCGGGACACCCGGUUUCAAGAGGAUUUUGAAGAUAUGGAAGACUCCUACGAAGUGGACUUCGACCCUAACGAUUUUAACCACUUUCUGCUCCCGGCAAACGAUCCUCUCCUGGACAACAGCUUUGAUGAUGCGCCAUUGUCGCCUUCUUCGGCUGCCUCAAAUGCCUCGACUCGCUCUUCGUCGCCAGAAUCUGCCACCUCUUGGGACGACAAGACAACGGAUACAAAAGAUGAUGAUACCGAAGAUAUUUCCUUUCUCGAUGACCCCCGUUUUAUCGACUCAGGAUGGGGCGGAGAGUGCUUACGAGAAACAGAGGACAUUGAUUUCGAGUUCGUGUACGCGCUACAUACAUUCGUCGCAACGGUCGAAGGCCAAGCGAACGCUACGAAGGGUGACACCAUGGUGCUGCUCGAUGACAGCAACAGCUACUGGUGGCUCGUACGGGUCGUUAAGGAUAGUAGCAUUGGCUAUCUACCUGCGGAGCACAUCGAAACACCUUUGGAGCGUUUGGCGAGGCUAAACAAGCAUAGAAAUCUCGAUCUAGCUUCAACGAUGCUUGGCGACGAGGAAGACAAAAGGGCAGGAAACCCUCUGAACCCUCUGAAAAAGGCCAUGAAAAGGCGCAAUGCAAAGACCGUUCAAUUCACAGCACCAUCUUACGUGGAGCCGUCUGAUGUCGAAUAUUCCUCUGACGAGGAGGAGGGCAAUCGAGAGUAUGGAGCCCAGGAACAGGAUAGCACCGCUGCCCAGAGCAAUGACCAGUCACAUCAAGUCGACGAAGGCGUGGUAGAGCCACUCAAACCUAGAAGUCAAGAUCGAGAUGUCAGGCAGAAUGGAGAUCCCUUGGUAGCUCAAAGUCUUAGCAGUGGCGGAAUUGACCAAGGUAACCCUCCAGAUGCAGCUCGAACGAGUGAUGAGAUAUUCGACGGAGAUAAUGGUACUGCCGUUACAUCAAGGAAAGGGACCGUGCGCAACACUGAUUCUUUCUUCAAAGACGAUGGGGUGGAAACCCGAAAGAUCAAUCUUACGCCCAGUCUCUUGCGGGAUGAUUCCAAUGGGUCCGUGUUGAAAUCAAACGAAUCCAAAGACCUCAAGACCAGAGCAAGCCUCGAUUCUCUCGAGAAAGACCCCCCUCCCGAAAAAGGCAAGGAAGACAAGAAGCGGAAAGAGAAGAGAGGCAUGCUGGGUGGCAUGUUUAAACGAAGAGACAAGAAAGGCAAAACUGACGAUAAGGAACUCGAAGACAGCAAGAAAUCAUCGAACGAACUGGCAAGGCAGGCAUUGUCACCCCCGUCGAGGUUGUCGCCACAGCCAAAAGAAUCGAUGGAAUCAUUGACCCAGGACCCACAAGCUGCCAAAGCUACUUCACCACAGCAGAGGCAAACCGGCAAGUUACAGAAGACUCCGCCCGCGAAAUUGUCUCCCAAAUCAUCGUACUCCCAAAGAGAAGCAACCAACCAGAGACCGACUAUCACAGAACAGCAGAACACUUUCACUCCAGAACCGAGCCGGGCGCCGCCCGCUUUCUCCGAGCCGAAUGGAUCUAUGCGCAUGGUCCAGACGGAGCCAGAAUUGGUACCAGAGGACAGGGGUCCAGCUUUGGAUUUCAACCCUCCAGUGACCACACGUGAAGAACCUAUGCAUUUAGGGUCACCAAGAGAUGCGAGGCGUGGCAUGUUUUCGCCCGUCAGAGAUGAGGAACCAGUGCAGUCAGGAUCCCCAAGAGAUGCUUCGCGUGGGAUGUUCUUGCCUGGCAGGAACGAGGAACCAUUUCAAUCAGGGUCACCAAGAGAUGCCUCGCGUGGGAUGUUCUCGCCUGUUAGAGACGAGGAACUAAUCCAACCAGGUUCACCAAAAGACAUCAGACGUGGGAUGUUCUCGCUUGUCCGAGACGAAGAAUCUAUGCAAUCGGAUUCGCCAAAGGACGCCAGACGCGGAAUGUUCUCACCUAUCAAGGACGUCCUCAAAUCCGCCCCUACGGACCAAAAACCCGAGAAAGUCAGGAAAGCCAAGCACCGCAUGCACAUGGACGACUUCGACUCUUCCUCCGAAGACGAAGAGGCUGAAACCUUCUCCGAACGUCCGUCGUAUGAGGAACCAGACUCUCACCUUGCUAUCGCCCAAGACGCUCAACAUGGAAACCACGAACCCCGAGCUCCUACAAUUCCCCACGCCGAACCACCCCGGGAAGCAGCCCGAGAACGGCUGUCCGAAUCUCCCAUUGAAGUUUUACCUCCUCAAGAACACGACCGCAACCCUCAGCCUCCUCAACUCAUGGUGGACACUUCCUCGCAAGAGGACCCAUCCACCUCUCCCGUAUCUCCUCUCUCGUCACCCGAACUCAUCGAAGCACCUAACGAGAAUGCCGCCCGUGAAGAGACCCCAGCGUCCACUGCGCAGUCAUCGACACCUACCUGGAGCGAUGCUAGUCUGAGAGCCUAUCUGGAGGAUGAUAGCGACAUCAGAGACUUACUUGUCGUGGUUCACGAUAAAAGCCAGAUUAAGCCAGUUGGCCGGGAUCAUCCCGUGGUGAAGAAGCUCUUCAAAGAAGAAAAUAGGAAGCUGGGAGAAAUUUCAAACCGACUUGACGGAUUGCUGGGCGACUAUUUGGCGCGAAAACAGCAACGGACGGCGGUACGGUGA